UGGUGCCUCUACAGAACUUGAAGCAAACUACGCUGGAGUUACUUCAGCAGAAAUUCCCUAAACUUCUAACCAAUACUGAACUGGAGGGUAACCUGCUCUACCAGGGAGCCUUCACCGUCUUCGUCCCAAUAGACAGCGCCUUUCAAAACCUCACCUAUGAUGAUAGACAGAGGCUCCACCCCUGGACGUAUCACGCACCGUCCCUCCUCCACUAUCACGUCGUCACUGGACGAUAUAACUACACGACCUUCAAGAAACAAGAGGAAGUACCAACAUUGUACUAUGGAGAGAAAAAACUUCGGAUAAAUAAAUAUCCUAGUGGGGUGGCUACGGUGAAUUGUGCUCGGAUCAUGGUACCGAACCAGAUGGCUAGUAAUGGAAUCGUCCAUAUCAUAGACAGG
This is a messenger RNA of Pecten maximus, 401 nucleotides long. Its product is annotated as periostin-like. Gene Ontology annotation, molecular function: cell adhesion molecule binding. Gene Ontology annotation, cellular component: extracellular matrix. The transcript is spliced from 3 exons. The record is from RefSeq and is a predicted model, not a curated record. Lineage: Eukaryota; Metazoa; Mollusca; Bivalvia; Pectinida; Pectinidae. Gene Ontology annotation, biological process: extracellular matrix organization; cell adhesion. The annotation marks the transcript as partial.